AUGGGUUUCAGAUUUCAGAUGAUAAUCUAUGGUACACCAGGUAUAAUGCACGGAGUAGGUAUGUGUUGUUUCCAAUUCCGUGCGAGGCGGAGGAAGGGAAGGAAGCGGACGGCGAAGGAGAAGGAGAAGGAGAAGGGAGUGACUGAUUGA
Messenger RNA from Sclerotinia sclerotiorum 1980 UF-70, 150 nucleotides. RefSeq lists its product with no specific name. The record is from RefSeq and is a predicted model, not a curated record. NCBI's taxonomy places the organism in Eukaryota, Fungi, Ascomycota, Leotiomycetes, Helotiales, Sclerotiniaceae. The transcript has a single exon. The coding region runs from base 1 to 150 and encodes 49 amino acids.